This is a messenger RNA of Caenorhabditis angaria, 1149 nucleotides long. The record is from the annotation of a GenBank genome assembly. Lineage: Eukaryota; Metazoa; Nematoda; Chromadorea; Rhabditida; Rhabditidae.
AUGAAGGACGAUAAACAAUUGAUGGCGGAAGCGGAAGGAUUGCGGAAGAUUGCAUUUUUCGGAAUCUGUAUUAGUACUAUAGCUACGUUGACUGCUAUUGUUGCCAUUCCUUCUUUGUAUAAUUAUAUGCAACAUGUGCAAUCUUCUUUGCAAACUGAGGUUAGUUAUGAUAACUACUUAGGCUUCGUGAACUAUAAAUUCAUUUUGAUGGGUCUAUCAGAAAAUGUUGUUCAAUUAAAACAGAGUUUUGUUUCAAGCUAACAAAGGCUGCUCUGAAUUAAAAUCUCGGAUUGGCCUGAACUUAACGGAGUCUAGAAAUAAGUCAUGAAGUCUGUCCGAAUCUGAAAUCUUCCUAACACCUUCAGUUGAACUUCAAUCCUUUUUUGUUAAUCUAAACCAUCUAAAUUCCAGGUCGAUUUCUGUCUUCAUCGCACCAAUGGACUCUUCGAGCAAUAUGAGAAGAUCAAGGGUGUCAAGAAGAUCGCUAAACGUCAAUCAGGAUAUGGAGAUGAUGUAGCUGUUGGGGGAAAUCCACAAGUCUCAAGCAACAGUGGACAAUGCUGCUCUUGCGGUGUCGGCCCAGCUGGACCACCAGGAUUGCCAGGAACUGACGGAGCUAACGGAAAUGACGGACAACCAGGUCCAGAUGGACAUCCAGGACAAGACGCUGCUCCAGAAGCUGUGCCAACUGCUGAUGACUUCUGCUUUGAUUGCCCAGCUGGACCACCAGGGCCACCAGGAAAUCCAGGACCAAAGGGACCAAACGGAAAUAAUGGAGCUCCAGGAAACGAUGGAACAUCUGGACAACCAGGUCAACCAGGAUCAGACGGACCACAAGGGCCACCAGGACAAGACGGGCAACCAGGUCAACCAGGACAACCAGGUCCAGACGGAAUUGUUGAAGAAGUCGCUGUUCCCCCAGGUCCACCAGGACCACCAGGUCCACAAGGAGAAUCUGGGCCAGAUGGAGAAGCUGGUCCACCAGGACAACCAGGACAAGAUGGGCCACAAGGACCAAUCGGAGAUGCUGGAAGUGAUGGAGCACCAGGACAACCAGGAUUGGAUGGACAACCAGGAGAGGCUGGACAACCAGGAGAGGGAGGCGGUUGCGAUCAUUGUCCACCACCAAGAACUGCACCAGGAUAUUAG